ACACAGGAACAUUGGCCAUAACCCAGGCCCCAGGGGCGCGUUAAGGAAUCUCCGACAGCAGCGCAACGUGCAAUGCUUGAUGCAUCACGCUGGAUUUCUCUUCUUCCUGACCUCUUGGUAACAUCAAAUACUCUUGUCGUGAAGCAACUGACGACCAGCUCCAGGAGGCAAAUUGCUUUCGACCGAGUUGGAAACUUCAAAUCCGUACUAUCAACGUCAGGCCUGCAGGGCACGAGGAGAGUUCACCGCCGCUCCUUCAAACUUCAAACACUCAUUCAAACACAUACGAAGGAUAGGUCCCACCGAAGUUGGCUACUUGCUAAUUUCGCUUGAAAAACAUAGGUCAUGAAAAAAACAUCGAUGCCGCCUCCAGCUUCGGCGACCAGUAUGAUUCUGACACCAGUAAUGACAUUGAAGUGUCAUGAACAGAGCGUUUCAUCCAUAUCCUACUUCCCAGACGGCAAGCAGAUGAUCAGCGGAUCAAGGGACAAGACUGCUCGAAGAUGGGAUAUGCAGAAGGGCAAGGAGAUUGCGGAGGCGCGGGAUGUUUGUGAGGAAGGCAUAUAUGCGGUGGCGGUUUCAAGGGAUGGUCGAUAUGUCUCCAUUGGUGGUGGAGAGCUUGAUAAUGGGGAGCUCAAGGCCUGCGAGGUUGAGACCGGGAUCGUCAAAACGUUUCAAGGCCACUCACAGAGGGUUACCUGCAUUGAUAUAUCCUCGGACAGUACGCUGCUGGCAAGCGGAUCAUGGGAUGCUACAGCGCGAAUAUGGAGCUUGAAGACCGGCGAACUCGUGGCCGGUCCCUUCAGGAGUGUUGAUUGGGUGGGUGUUGUUCGAUUCUCGCCAGACUUGAAGAAGCUCGCAGUGAAGUCAGAGGCGAGGAACUGCCUUGAGGUCUGGGAUGUCCACGCAGAGACAUUGGACGUCAGAGCAGGAAAAUCUGGCGGCAAUCCGAGCAUGACAUUUGCGCCAGUGUUCUGGACGAAUGAAAACAACACCAUCAUAGCAGCAUGCGAUUUCACAAAUGAUGAAGCUACAACGAUCCAUGAGUUCGAUGCGUUCACGCUAGAGACAGUUGGAGCUGCAUUCGAAGGCCACACCAAAUGUGUCACCGAUCUAGCAUUGUCAUCUGACGGUGCUCUCGUCGCCAGUAUUUCCCAAGAUCACGACAUUAAAUUAUGGGCCUUCGAGACCCGCCAGCUCCUCGCCUCAUUCCACGUUCAGAAUGUUGCGUUACUCGUGCCCUCACCCGACUUACGCCACCUAGCUUACACGACCGCUGGUCGCGAGAUCUACAUAUGCAACACUCCACCCUCUGUGCUGGCUGCGCUGGAAGCACAGUCCACCAUCUCAAAACCCAAUAAAAAUCUCGAGCGUUUACUCCAGUCCGAUGCAACCCGUCGCCCUACUGCAGUGCGUCAUAACCUAGGGACGUCGCCUGCCACAUCCUUUACCCCUAGGCGGCAAAGACCUCCACCUACUGUAGACCGACAACAGCCCAUUUAUCUUCGCCUUAGAAACCUCCUUCACUUCACUUCUGGCACGAACGCCGUUCCCCCUGAUCGCAGCAAUCAACCUCGUGGUCCCCUAGAUUUUCCUGCUACGUCGCCCCUGCCUCCCAACCGCUCCGCUUCGUUGCAGGCCGGAACUCAGUUCGAUCAGUUCGAAAUAAGUUCUCCGCCUAACCCCUCGAACGGAGUUACACAUUUUCUACGUCAGCACCUUUCUUUCCUCAUACCAAGACAUAGCCACGGUCCACCGGUCGUUGAAGUCGCAGCCGGGCGGAAAUUCACUCGUCUUGUUGCUGCCAAUUUACCUGAAUACAGGAAAGUUGAUGAUACACGGCAUCCUUCUAGUCAACAAUCUGGAGUGCUUCAGGAUGUUGAAUCGUCUGACAAUGAUUCACUCCCAGACACUGAGGAUGCCUCCUCGAUGGCGAUUGGAGCGCGUUAACAGAUCCCGCCAGGAUGGCGUGACGAGUAGCAACCGUGACGCGGCUCAUGGUCACAGUUAGCUCAGGAAGUGGCCGGUUGUGUUUCUGCUUCUAAAGUGAUUCCCUCGAGGAUGUUGGCAAUGCACAAUAGUUCGUAGUUUGUAUUAGUUUGUAUACAUACUGUUUCAUUUUGAUUACUUGUCGUCCUUGUAUCAAUGGCACACGCGGAAUAUAGGACUCGCGUCCUCGGUCUGACACUCGCAGAGUCGCAAUUGACCACGCGCCCAGCAUCAUGGUGAUCCAAGUGUGCUCCGAGAAAAUGUAUCGAAUGCAUUG
Messenger RNA from Suillus clintonianus, 2266 nucleotides. Its product is annotated as WD40-repeat-containing domain protein. Gene Ontology annotation, molecular function: protein binding. The transcript has 8 exons. Bases 346 to 1950 code for a protein of 534 amino acids. The record is from RefSeq and is a predicted model, not a curated record. NCBI's taxonomy places the organism in Eukaryota, Fungi, Basidiomycota, Agaricomycetes, Boletales, Suillaceae.